Eruca vesicaria subsp. sativa (arugula) is the source of this 1536-nucleotide messenger RNA. The record is from the annotation of a GenBank genome assembly. NCBI's taxonomy places the organism in Eukaryota, Viridiplantae, Streptophyta, Magnoliopsida, Brassicales, Brassicaceae.
AUGGCGACCAUUCCCUCCCACAACCUUCUUCUCCCUAAACCGAUCAACCAAUCAGCUCACUCUCUUUCCUUCAAACCACACUCUUCUCUUCUCAAAUUCACGGCGAGAUCAUCUCCCACGAGGGCUGUCUCCACAACCGACGGAGCUUCAGUAUCCUCAAGGCUCGAGCCGCUGGAGAAUUACGGGAUCACAGCGGCUGAGGAUGUUCGCCGACGAGACAGAGAAGCUAAAGAAUCAAAGAGUUUAAAAGACACGUGGAGGAAGAUACAAGGGGAAGAUGAUUGGGCCGGACUAAUGGACCCGAUGGACCCAGUUCUAAGAUCAGAGCUAAUCCGUUACGGAGAAAUGGCCCAAGCCUGUUACGACGCUUUCGAUUUCGAUCCGUUUUCACGAUACUGCGGAAGCUGUAGAUUUACGCGCCACAAGCUCUUCGACUCGCUUGGGAUACACGAUUCAGGAUACGAGGUGGCGCGUUACCUCUACGCGACUUCCAACAUCAACCUCCCUAACUUCUUCUCCAAAUCGAGAUGGUCCAAGGUGUGGAGCAAGAACGCGAACUGGAUGGGAUACGUCGCCGUCUCCGACGAUAGCGACGCCACGCGCCUCCGUCUCGGACGCCGAGACAUCGCCAUCGCGUGGAGAGGAACCGUCACGCAGCUCGAGUGGAUCGCUGAUCUCAAGGACUUUCUCAAACCGGUUUCCGGUAACGGAUUCCGGUGCCGUGACCCGGCCGUUAAAGCCGAGUCCGGGUUUCUCGAUCUCUACACGGACAAAGACACGUCGUGCAACUUCUCGAAAUUCUCGGCGAGGGAGCAGGUUUUGACGGAGGUGAAGCGGCUGGUGGAGAGAUACGGCGACGAGGAGGGAGAUGAUCUGAGUAUCACGGUGACGGGGCACAGUCUCGGCGGUGCGUUGGCGGUGCUGAGCGCGUAUGACGUGGCGGAGAUGGGGUUGAAUAGGACGAAGAGAGGGAAGGUUGUUCCGGUGACGGUGUUUACUUACGGUGCGCCACGUGUUGGGAAUAUUCGGUUUAAGGAGAGGAUGGAGGAGUUGGGAGUUAAGGUGUUGAGGGUUGUUAACAAACACGACGUCGUUCCGAAAUCGCCGGGACUGUUUUUGAAUGAGCACGCGCCGGACGCGCUUAAGCAGUUGGCGGGAGGGUUGCCUUGGUGUUACUGCCACGUGGGAGAGAAGCUAGCGUUGGAUCAUCAGAACUCCCCGUUUUUGAAGCCGUCCGUUGAUCUUUCUACGGCUCAUAACUUGGAAGCUCUUCUCCAUCUCCUUGACGGGUAUCAUGGGAAAGGUCAGAGAUUCGUAUUAUCAAGUGGAAGAGAUCCAGCUUUAGUGAACAAAGCGUCUGAUUUUCUGAAAGACCAUUUUAUGGUACCUCCCUAUUGGCGCCAAGAUGCGAACAAAGGAAUGGUUCGGAACACUGAUGGUCGUUGGAUUCAACCGGAUCGCAUCCGUGCAGAGGAUCACCAUGCUCCUGACAUUCUUCAUCUUCUCACCCAACUCCAUGAUCACCCUUCUUCAUAA